AUGGUGCAAGCCCUAGCCCGCAACGACGCCGCCGCCUCGAAGCAAAAGGAGAUUGAGCUUUUCGUGUACCAGCUAUCAAAUAACCUGAUAGAGGACGAAGACGAUACAUAUGUUGACGAGGAGGGCAAAUACACCAAGAUCAUGACGCACCCGACAGGACGCGCCUUCGUCCAAAACCUGCUCAGCGCCGCCGUCAACACCCUAUCGCUAGACCUGUGCGAGGCCCUUCUCGAUGCGGGCGCCGACCCAGACGCCAUCGUCGACUCCUGGAUGACGGGAUACCGGGAACGGCCCAUCCAGAUCAGCAUGGACUCCCGCAUCGCGAACACGGAGAUGCUCGAGCUCUUCAUCCACCACGGCGCCGUCGUCGACCUCACCACGCGAUGGGAGGAGCGCACGGCGCUGCACAAGGCGGCCCAGUACUCUACGGUCGAAGACGUCAAGAUCCUGGUGGAUGCCGGAGCCGACGUCAUGUUGGGCACGGAAUUCCGCUUCGGCAUGGGCUCCGUUCUCACGUGCGCGGCGCAGGGUGGCCGGUGGCGGGACCACGAGCUGGACGAGGACGAUGACGGCGGCGAGCCCAACGACCGACCAACGAUCAAGAAGACGUGCGUCAAGCAGUGCAGGACGGUGCCAAUCGUGAAGUAUCUCCUUCCGUUCUUUAGCCAGGAAGUCGACUACGACUUGAUCCACGGCGGGUUGGUGGCUGCAGCCUCGAGCAAGAGGACCGACCUAAUUCCUUUAUUUAUCGACGCUGGCGCCGACAGGGUGCAACGUCGGGUUCAAGGCCAAGGGCCGCCUUCUCCCCUCCACGUCGCCGCCUCCCACGGCGAAGAGCGCAUGGUGCAGCUACUGAUCGAAGGCGGGUCCCGCAUCGACGCCCGAGUCGCGCUAAGAACGGAGCACCACGCCGAGAUGCUCGGCAGCAUCUUCACCAGCCCGUACUCCGCCAUGCCCACCCUGCUCAAAGAAAUGGCCCACUGCACGUCUCCGCUGCAGCUCGCCCUCUAUCGAAACACGGGCGCCGAGUGGUCCGGCAACCAAAAGGGAACGGGUGCCGCCUUGGCCCUAAUCCGCGCCGGUGCGACGCUGUACGGAGGCGAGCUCGCCCAGGCCGCCGCCUUCCCCGACCUAGAUCUGAUCCGUGAGCUCCUGGCGCGCGGGGCUGACGUCAACGAGACCGACUUCCGCAACCGCACCGCUCUGCGAAACUGCAUCAAUUUUCGGAAUUUCAAACUCGUGCAGCCGCUUCUCGACGCAGGCGCUCGGCUCUCCGGCGCGGAAAUGGCGUCCGCGUCCGAACAGCGAAUCCUGGAAGCAGCCGCGACCAGCAAAAACUGGGACAUGCUGUGCUGGCUCGUGCAGUCGAAGCAAGGCAUGGGAUCGUCUUACAGUUCUUCCGUCGUGUGCGCCGCCGUCUGCUCCGGGCUAGGCUCCGCCGAAACGUGGGAGGCCACGAUCGACACUCUUCUUCUUCACCGGCCACCAAGCAUUCCGGUGGACCUCAUGGAAGCCACGGCCAUGGGCUGUGCCGCCGUAUGUGGCCACACCGCCCUAACCACAGCGUUGCGGGCCAUCGCCCUAGGGCAUCGCCGGCAACUUUCCAACUUGUACACCAAGGCCUUCUGGAACAACCCCAGAAACCUCACCACCUCCACCCUGACGCCGGCGAUCGUAGCAGGAAGAUGGAAAAUAAUCGACGCGCUCCUCGACUCCGGAUGCCGGCCAGAUAAACUAUCGCUCCUCGCAGCGCUCGAGUUUGCCUUUAUCAGACGCUGGGAUAGGGAGGAGUGGUCUCCCGAAAAGCUUCAGGAUCACACUGAUAAAACGCUACGUCUCGUCACUCGCUUGACGGACGUGAUGGAGCUCUCGGACGUCGACCAUGCCGCGGAUCCGACCCUCGGCACGCCUCUACAACUGGCCGCAAAAUUUAAAAGACCCGAUAUCGUCCGCCACCUCGUCUCCCUCGGCGUCGACGUAAACAAGCCAGCCCCCACAGGUAAAGGCGGCAUUAUAGGAAGCCUGCUGCCCCGCACCGCCCUUCAAGCUGCGGUGGAAGUCGGCGACUCCGACAUGAUCGAUCUACUCCUGCUCGCGGGCGCCGACAUUGGCACCGCGCGCAGGCUCAUCUCCCUGGGCGCCGACGUCAACGCACCGGGCGCCGCGUUUUACGGGCGAACCGCUCUUGCCGCGGCGGCGGAGCGAGGCCGGCUCGACACCGUCAAGUUCUUGCUGGAGAUCGUGGCGAAUGCGAGCGGGGAUGACGAGGAUGGGUAUUAUCGGGCCGUGUGGCUCGCGAAGAAGAAUGGGUAUACUUCGGUCGUUAACGUGUUGCGGGAGUGGAGGACGGUGCAGUGCGGUGAGGAUCACGACUCCGAUGUGUCGUUUUACGAGAGUAGUGGCUAUGGGAGUGAUUGA
Parascedosporium putredinis is the source of this 2418-nucleotide messenger RNA. Lineage: Eukaryota; Fungi; Ascomycota; Sordariomycetes; Microascales; Microascaceae. The record is from the annotation of a GenBank genome assembly.